This is a messenger RNA of Diaporthe citri, 6792 nucleotides long. RefSeq lists its product as uncharacterized. The transcript has 2 exons. Gene Ontology annotation, biological process: secondary metabolite biosynthetic process; amino acid activation for nonribosomal peptide biosynthetic process. The coding region runs from base 1 to 6792 and encodes 2263 amino acids. Gene Ontology annotation, molecular function: catalytic activity; phosphopantetheine binding. Gene Ontology annotation, cellular component: cytoplasm. NCBI's taxonomy places the organism in Eukaryota, Fungi, Ascomycota, Sordariomycetes, Diaporthales, Diaporthaceae. The record is from RefSeq and is a predicted model, not a curated record.
AUGUCACCAAGCAUGAGCAACGGCAUUCCGGACGAGGCCAAAGACAACUCAAAGCCAGCCACACCAUCACACAUGUCACAGUCAGAACUCGAGCGCAUAAUCCAAUGGAACAAAGAAGACCCAGAGAUAAUCGACGACUGCCACCACAGGCUCUUCGAGCGCCAGGCCCAGCAGCAGCCAGACGCCCCAGCAGUGGCAGCGUGGGACGUCGACCUCAGCUACGCCGAGCUCGACAGGGCCGCGGACCGGCUGGCGCACCACCUGGCCGGCGGGGACUGCGGCGUGGCGCCGGGGUCGAUCGUGCACACGUGCUUCGAGAAGUCGGGCUGGCACGUCGUCGCCGUCCUGGCCAUCAACAAGGCCGGCGCCGCCUGGGCCCCGCUCGACCCGUCGCACCCGGCCCAGCGCAAGCGCCAGAUCGUCGGGCAGACGGGCGCGACGCUCGCCCUCGCGUCGCCCGCCAACAGCGAGGCAUGCCGGGAGCUGGGGCUCAAGGUCGUCGAGGUCUCGCCCGGGCUCGAUGCGCAGCUGGCGGCUGAGGAGAGAGGCGAUUCUGAAGCCCAAGGAGCGCCUCCUCCGUCCGGAAGCGCCGCCUCGGCCCGCGACGCCGCCUACGUCCUGUUCACGUCCGGCUCUACGGGGACGCCCAAGGGCAUCGUGAUGGAGCACGGCGCCCUCUGCACCAGCCAGGCGGCCAUCGGAAGGCGGCUGGGCCUCGCGCCGGGCGUGCGCGUGCUGCAGUUCGCGUCGUACGUCUUCGACGUGUCGGUCGGCGAGAUGGUGGCGCCGCUCAUCGCGGGCGCCUGCGUGUGCGUGCCGGACGAGGCCACCCGGAUGAGCCCGCGCGGGUUAGCGGAUUUUGUGCGGCAGAAAGCGGUGACGUGGGCCUUUCUCACGCCGUCGCUCGCCGCCACGCUCGACCCGGCGGACUUCUCGGGUCUGGAGAUGCUGAUGCUGAUGGGGGAGGCCGUUGGCCGCGGCGUCUUGGAGCUGUGGUUUGGCAAGGUUCCCCGGCUUGUAAACGGCUGGGGGCCGACAGAAACCUGUGUAUUCAGCGCGUUCCACGAGUGGAAAUUUGUAGAGGAGCAUCCGGCCAAGAUCGGCUUCCCCGUUGCUUGCCGCUGCUGGGUCGUCGAUGCUGAGGACUCUCAGAAGCUCUUACCGAUAGGGAGCACGGGAGAACUCGUUGUCCAGGGCCCAACGCUGCUGCGGGAGUAUCUAGGUGAUGCCGAACUGACCAGGGCCGCUGUUGUCACCUCAGUGCCUCGCUGGGCUCCGCGGCACGACGUGGAGCACUGGGAUAGGUUCUACCGAACUGGUGAUCUCGCAUAUCACGACACAGACGGUGGCCUGGUCUACCAGGGCCGAAAGGACGCGCAGGUCAAGCUGAGGGGCCUGCGUGUUGAGCUUGGCGAGAUCGAGUCCCAGAUCAGGAGCAGGUUGGCCGGCGGUGGUGUCCAGCACGUUGCCGUGGACGUCAUCCGCCGCGAGGGCGGCAGCCAGGUGCUUGUGGCCUUUCUUGGCCGUGAAAGCCGCGAGGAUGAAGAAGAAGACGCCCUGGAAAGCAAUGGAGACAAGGCCCUGGGCAUCUUUCGGCCGGGCCCUUUGGCUUCUGCGGCCUUGAUAGAGCUGACAGAUUAUUUGAGCACCGUGUUGCCAGACUACAUGGUCCCCCAUUUCCUCCUCCACCUCCGCCGCAUGCCCUUCUCCCUGUCGAUGAAGCUCGAUAGAAAGGCCCUGCGCGCCGCCGCCCAGGAGAUGUCCGCAGACAAGCUGGCCGAGGUUGCGCUGGUUGAGGGCAACCGCGCGACACCACAACAACCCAUCAACGACGACGACGGCGCGGAGUCAGAUCUGAGUGGCGGGUACAAAUACUUGAGAGACGCGUGGAGCCGGCUUCUGAAGAUAAACAAGAAGUAUCUGCACAGCUCGAGCCACUUCCUGAGCCUCGGAGGGGACUCGAUCGUCGCCAUCCGCCUGGCCGAUGCAAUGCGUUCCCACGACCUGGAGCUCCCAGUAUCGUUGAUCUUUCAGCACCCUCAACUCUCGGACAUGGCCCGCCAGGUGCGCCAUGCACACGAGCAAGAAGAACCCGCGCCAGAGCCCUUCUCGCUCCUUGUGAAGAAGUGCAGCCGCUCUCUGAUCGACACCGUGUGUACCGACUGCGGUAUCCCGGAGGACAGCAUCCAGGACAUCUACCCCUGCACGCCACUCCAGGUCGGCAUCAUGACGGUCUUUGCCAGGCAGCCCACGUGCUAUGUCAUCAACUAUGCCUACUCGCUGCCGCACACGGUGGACCUGGCCAGAUUCAGGGCGGCGUGGGCCAUGGUCUACUCGGCACUUGCAAUCCUGCGCACGAGGAUCACCCUGGGCGACGACGGCGAGUACCUGCAGGUAGUCGUCAAGGAGGAGCUCUCCUGGACACAGCCCCCGGCAGCCGGCGAGUGGACCAGGGGCGUCUCGGGCAUCGCAGCCCACGGUAUGGGGCUGGGAACGCCUCUCGUGGCCUUUGGACUGACGCCGCGCCAUGACGACAGCAAUACCGGCCACGACUUCUCGCUAACCAUCCACCACGCUGUUUACGACGGGUGGUCGCUGACCGGCACCAUCAGGCUCGUCGAGCACGUCUACGCUACUGGAAAAAUCCCGCCAGACAUCCCGAGCUACAACAGCUUCGUCAGGUUUGUGCUGGACAAGAAUAAUCCGGGCUGCGCGGACUACUGGCGGCGCAUGCUCGCCUCGGCCCCCGAGCCGUCCUUCCCGACUUUUCCCGGGAAGACCUACCAGGCACUCGACGACAGCGUCACCACAGGGGCGAUUCAGGUCCCAAAGAACAAGGACGUUUCCUCCGGAGGGGUCACCACACGCGCGACCCUCUGCCAGGUCGCCUGGGGAUUACUGCUCGCCAAGUAUGAGAACGGCGACGACGUCGUGUUCGGGUGCACGCUCAGCGGCAGGAACGCAGACGUGCGCGGCAUCGGCGACAUGCACGGCCCCACGCUGGCCACGGUCCCCAUCCGGCUGGCCUUCGACCGGGACCAGCCCGUCGUGUCGCUGCUGCAGGCGGCGCAGAAGAGGCACAGCGAGGCCAUGGAGCACGAGCAGUACGGGCUGGCCAACAUCUCGCGCCUCGGGCCCGACGAGCGCCGUGCUUGUGGCUACCGCACGACGCUGAUCAUCCAGACGCCCGAGUUCGAGGCGCUGCAGAGCUCUGAGGAGACGGCAGUGAUGAGGUUGGAGUCGUCGUCGGCGACGUUGCAUGGUGCGCCGCUGACUGUCACCGUCCGUAUCGGGCGGGUCAGCGACGAGAUCACCGCUCGGUAUGACUCCCGCCUGCUCAGCGAGGCCCAGGUUUCUCGGCUGCUGGAGCAGUACUCUCACGUCCUGUCUAUUCUGUCUGGUGUUGGUCCAUGCGCGGAAACGAAGAUAUCCGAUCUUGACUUCUGCAGCCCUAGCGACUGGACGCGGAUCCUGAAGAUCAACCCGCGCCUGCCCGACCGGCUCGACCUCUGCAUCCACGACCUUUUCAGGACCGCGGCGAAGAAACACGCCGUCCGGCGCGCGCUGCAGGCAUGGGACGGGGCCAUGACGUACGAGCAGCUCGACCGACUGUCAGACCGGCUGGGCCGACAUCUGGCGCGGCUCGGGGUGGGCCCUGAGACCUUGGUGCCGCUGUGCUUCGACAAGAGCAAGUGGGCAAUCGUGGCCAUGCUCGGCGUCCUCAAGGCUGGGGGCGCCUACGUUCCGCUGGACCCGGGCCACCCGGACGCCCGCCUGGGCAUGAUCUUGGAGGACCUUGAUGCGAAGAUUGCUGUCACCUCUGUCCCUUACUCCGGCAGGCUAGCGUUCGCAGAGGGCUUGACGGCCGUUGCCCUUGAGGAGACCACACUCGAGUCCUUUGAUGACAGUGCUUCUUCCUCAGGCACGAACGGCAGCCCGAGCCCGACCAGCUCUGUCAAGCCCCACAACGCCGCCUAUGACGCGCAGAGACGCCGCAACGAGGAGUCCCGGGUGCUGCAGUUUGCCUCCUUCGGCUUCGACCCGAGCAUCGAGGACAUCUUGACGACGCUCCUGUACGGCGGGUGCGUGUGUGUGCCGUCCAACAGCGACAGGCAGGGCGACAUCGGGCUGUAUAUCCGGCAGAACGCGUGCGAUUUUGCCAACCUGACCCCGUCCUUUGCGGCGACCAUCAGCCCCGCUGAGGUCCCCAGCCUGAAGAUAUUGAUGACCUCGGGCGAGCCCAUGACGGACGACUUUGUGCGGGCGUGGGCGCCCCACGUCACGCUGAUGAACGGCUAUGGCCCUACCGAGACCAGCCUGAAGUGCUCAAUCAACACGGGCGUCAAGGCUGGAGAGAGCCCAAGGAAUAUCGGAUUCCCCAUGUGUGCGAAUCUGUGGGUUCUUGACCCAUCUGACCCAGAGAGGCUGGCUCCUAUGGGAGCACCCGGCGAGCUGAUGGUCGAGGGACCCUGCAUAGCCAGGGGCUAUCUGCGUCCGGGCUCCGCGGCCGCAGCCAACGGCUUCUGCGAGCCCCCGGGGUGGCUCAGGGCCCUGAGGAAGGGGGAUGGUGUCCCCUCCACCCGCCUGUUUAGGACGGGCGAUCUUGUGCGCUACGCAUCCGACGGGUCCAUCGACUACAUCGGCAGGCGGGACUUCCAGGUCAAGAUCAACGGCCAGCGCACCGAGCUCGGCGAGAUCGAGGCCCAGAUCCGCCGCCUCCUGCCCGAGUCGUUCCGGCUGACGGUGCAGAUGGCCCCGACGCCCAGGCAGCCCGACGGCGUGCUCACCGCUUGCGUCGCUGAGAGGGCUGCUAUACGAACUGGAGGGCCUGGCAGCGACCCAGUUAGUGUUACGGAUUUCUCACGGCCGUCGCCGGCUGCUGCUGCUGAUGCUGGGAGGUGGUGGGAUGAUGAGAAGUCAUCGGCGGCCAGCCUGCGGGAAAGGUUGUCCCGGGUGCUCCCAGCCUACAUGAUCCCAAGGGCCUUCUUCGCAUUCGACCCCCUGCCGCUGAACAUCAACGGCAAGGUGAAUGCGCGCGAGAUCCUGGCCCUCCUCUCCCGUGAGCGUGUCGAGAACGAGAACAACGAGAUCGAGGAAAACCAUGUCGUCCCAGAAGAUCUGACUGACGGCGAGAGAUUACUCCUCGAUCUAUGGGAGAAGAGCAUCCGCGCCGACCUGGCACAUGCCGGUCCGAGUUCCAACUUUUUCGACCUCGGGGGCGAUUCCCUGGCCGCCCUUCGCUUGGCCGCCUUCGCCCGGCGCCAGGGCCUCGUGCUCCCCGUUGCCACGAUCCACGAGAACCCCACGCUCAAGGGCAUGGCGCUCCUGGCAACAGCAGCCUCAUCCUCCCUAGAGUCCCCGCCGUACCUUCCGUUCACCCUCAUCUCGCACCUGGGAGACCCAGUCGAGGUCGUCAGAGAGUGCGGCGAGAGGUGCGGCGUCGACACGGGCAGCAUCGAGGAUGUGUAUCCCUGCACGCCGUACCAGGAGCACUUCAUGGUGCAUGCCAUCUGGUACCCCGGCCAGUGCGUCUUUCAGGGAGUCUUCCCGCUGAGCGCGGACGUCGACCUCGACAGAUUCCGCCGCGCCGUCGAGGUCGUCGUCCAGUCGCACCACUCCCUGCGCGCAAGGAUGACACUUGUCAACGGGACCUGGCUGCAGGUUGUCGUCAAGAAGCCCAAGCCCGUCGAGUGGAAGCCCACCCGUAGCCUGCAGCAGGUGUGGCGCGACCACACGGCGGCGACCAUGAUGGAUGGCGACGAGCUGAACCUCUUUGCUGUCGUCGAGGACAAGGACAGCAGGUCCAGGGCCCAGUUCGUCUGGACCACCAACCACGCCAUCUCGGACGGCUGGUCCCUGUCCGCCCUCGUCCACCAGAUCAAUACGGCAUACGCGGCCGGGACAAGCACCCUCGAGCAGGAGAGCACCUUCGGCGACUUCAUCCGCCACGCAAUCAUGCAGUCCGACGCUGUCGCCCGCCAGGCGUUCUGGGAGGACCACUUCCGCGGCAACGAGUCCAGGCCGCUCUGCCCGUCCGUCGACUCGCCCCUGGUCGACUUCGUCUGGCACCGCGAGUUCUCGCCGCCCGCGCCACGGCCGGACAACCCCUUACCCGUCUCCAUGUCGACCGCCAUCCUCGCCGCCUGGGGCCUGGUGGUCGGCCACGAGACGGGCUCCCCGGACGCCGUGCUGUCGCUGCUCCAGCUGGGCCGCGACGCGCCCCUCGCGGGCGUCGAGGACAUGGUCGGCCUGCUGGCGACGGCGUUCCCCUUCCGCAUCACCACCAGCACUGGCACGACGGCGCGCGCCUUCCUCCUCGCCACGCAGGCCCGCCUCAACGCCGCCCGCCACCACCAGUACACCCACACCGACUUCGUGGCGUCCCGGUGCGGCGACGGCGCGGCCAGGGUCCCGGCCACCCAGACGCGCUGCGUCGUGCACCCGGCCGAGUUCCGCGGCGCGCCGCCCGGGCCGCGGGACGCGGUGCAGACCCGCACGCACCGCGUCGCCGUCAAGGGCGAGUGCGUCGAGGUCUCGCUGAGCUUCAGCUACAGCGACAAGAGCAACGUCGUCGGCAUGGACCUCAGCUUCGACAGCCGCGCGGUGGGCCGGGCAAAGGCGAGGCGGCUCAUGGAGGGGUUUGAGACGGCGCUUGUGCAGCUUGUCGGGGCGCCGGCCGGGCUGUGUGUUGGGGAUCUUUUGUGGGAGCCUUCGCGGGCCGUGCGGGAUAAUGGGAUUGCGGAGACGGAUCUUUCCCGUGGGCCGGAUUGGGCGCCUUAUCCUGAGGAGUGA